UAAAAUGGAAAAUAUCGAACUGUAUUUAAACACCAGCGGUCUGCACCGUUUCUUUCAAGUAGAAAAAAAGACGCCGCUUUCUUACAGUUUUGACUCCUACAGCAUUAUUGAACAGAGGGUAUACGGUGCUUAGAAAAAUUAAGACGCCAUGCUAUCUCAGAAACAGUCGUCUGUCGAUAUAGACACAGAGGAAGAGGAUAGCCCACCCCGGAACAGUAACAUUUCAGCGCCCACUCUCACGGGGGUCGCUCGUCUGCGGAAACUGACCAAGACCUUAACAAAGCCUCGUAUUGAGUCGUCCGUCAUCAGCGAAAAGGAGGCCGUACCAGAAAUGGUCAUUGAGAAAAAGUAUGAGCCCACCUAUCGAAUGGAGCCUGAUCGAAACAAGCGUUUUAGCCCGGCGCGUGUCAAGGAUCUUAUCAAGGCCGUGCUAUCCCCUCUCUUGGACAACUAUGAAUACAGCGUCAGUUCCACGCCAAACCCGGCGGAAAUGACGUUGAGAUUGCCCGACCUUAUACUGAAACAGGUCAAGACGCUGGAAUUUGAGCGCUAUAAGUUCGUCUGCUUGGUUUCUAUGGGAAGCGCGGGAGACAAUAGUGUUCGCCUCAGCAGCAGGUGCCUGUGGGACACAAACCUUGACACGUGCGUCACCUACACACACACGGACAAAACCUUCUACUGCACAGUCACGCUGUAUGGACUUUAUCACGAAUGAUUGAUUAGAUCAAAGAGAGAUCGGGAAUAUUAUGUUAUGAAAUGACAGUUGUGCAAGAUCAUUUUAGAUUCUAAUGCAAUGUUAAAUUAUUUCAAUUUCUAGAAAUUAUGAAUGAUAGCUUUUUAAAAGCAAUAUUACCGAAUAUCGAAAACAGUACUUUUUUUACCUUCACAUAUGUCCUUACACGGUAUAAAAUGUAUAGGCGAAAGUUUGAGUAUUGUUUGGUUGUGUUGCAAUUUCUGAAAAGUUCAACAAACGCUGCUUAAUCGUAUUCAAAAGAACACGUGUUAAUUAGACUGUCACUAUACUGAAAACAGAAUAACAGUCAUUCUCAAAAUUGCUACUCCAUUAACGUUACACUGGUUACGUUGUUAAAAAAUUAAGUUUGCCAGAUAGUUUUAAUAAUUUGGUUUUCUGAAAGAAGAUCAUUUCUGAUACUUUUUUCUGAAAAUUAUUCCUACAUACCUGUUGUUUUAACAAAUCUAGCUCAGAUUCUUCGC
Molecule: messenger RNA, 1215 nt
Organism: Magallana angulata
Lineage: Eukaryota; Metazoa; Mollusca; Bivalvia; Ostreida; Ostreidae
Product: dynein light chain Tctex-type protein 2B-like
Exons: 2
Coding region: 149-715 (188 amino acids)
Biological process (GO): microtubule-based movement
Cellular component (GO): cytoplasm; cytoplasmic dynein complex
Molecular function (GO): dynein intermediate chain binding
Source: RefSeq, a predicted model, not a curated record